UUACUCAGUUUUGAAAUGUGUUGCUACAAAACAAGCGAGUGGGAGCCCAGCCCAGCUCCAGCUCCUCGUACUGACUACUGGCAGGCUGAUCAUUGACCAGUGGAGCUACCCAGGCCUCUGGAUAUCGUUGCUCCCUACACCGCGGAAGCCUGCAGACAUUGGUAGGGGCUGUUGGUUCUGCUGUGAAGUAGCCGCUGCCUCUCUCUCAGUCCACAUGACGGAAUUCAUUGGCAGGCAGGGGCACUGUCUGUAAACUCCUCCAAGACUUGAUUGCUCAACCGUCUGCAAUCUGUCGGAUUGGCAUUCUCCGAUUUGCAGCAGACUCGUCAGAAAUUUAAAGAUUUUGCUGGGAGCUUGUUGGAAAAGUUUGGCAAAAGUUUGAUCUGGCCGCAGUUAAACCUUGAAGUGAUUUCAGGCACAGUGACCAGGGAAAGCUCGGCUGCUGUUAUAAAGGAGUGUUUACUUCUUACUGCAGUGGGUGCUGCUAGUCAUCAGUGCUAGAUGCCAAAUUUGACGAUGAACACUAGUGAGACAGAUGUGCAGUACAGUCGGUGGAAUGACAACGCCCAGGAACAGGUCACCAUAAGCGUUUCUCCAAUUCAAGCCUCGGGCUGUAGAAGGAUAUACAAUAAAUUGUGCACUGGCAAAGUUGGCAUUGUAAUGAAAGCCUUCGGUGGAGUGGCAACGUUCUUGAUCAUCUUCAUCACUGGAUACGUCACGGGUUACUAUGUGCACAAGUGUAAAUAGGCAGAGUGGAAGCAUGAAACUACUGCACGCCCACAGUUGUAUCAAGAAUGCAUCACAUAAUCCUACCUUCCUCGGCUCUGAGCUCUGCAGCUGCUGCUUGAAUCCAGUUUUCAUUCUUUUUCUACCAGUUAAAGAGCACAAUUACAGAAGGAAAAAAAAAUCCUUUUUAUCACUGGGUCCAAAAUGCAUGUGUCUGAUAAGUUAUUAGAGUUGUCCUUUAUAUGACCAAUCUUGAGGCAGCUUUCUUUAAGGAAUAUUGCUGCUUUAGACUUGGACUUUAGAGAUACAGUGCGGAAACAGGCCCUUCGGCCCACCGAGUCCGUGCCGACCAGCGAUUCCCCGCACAAUAACACUAUCCUACGCACUAGGGACAAUUUUCAAUUUUACUGAAGCCAAUUAACCUACAAACUUGUACAUCUUUGGAGUGUGGGAGGAAACCGGAGCACCCUGCAUGGGUUUUCUCCAGAUGCUCUGGUUUCUUGGUUCUUGGUCCUCCAAAAUAUUCCAAAUGGAAUUUAAACUGGAGGUGGUGAAGGGAGGGAUUAAACCAGAAAGGGUUAUUGGGAAGAAAGAGCUACUAUAAAUUUAGUUGCAUCUGGUUGGGUAACCAUAGUUGGGUGGAGAUUAUUCCAUGCUUUAAUUGUGCGUGGGAAGAAUGAACCACACUCCAAAGACGUAUAGGUUUGUAGGUUAAUUGGCUCCAGUAGAAAUUGUCCCAAGUGUGUAGGAUAAUGCUAGUCAGUGUAUAGGGUGAACAUUGGUUGAUGUGGACUCGGUGGCCUGUUUCAGCACUGUACUGUAUCACUAAACUAAACACUCAGAGAAAACCCAUACGAUCACAUGGACAACGUACAAACUCCAUCCAGACAGCACCCGUAGGCAGGUUCGAACCCGGGUCUCCGGCGCUGUGAGGCAACAGCACUACCGUUGUGCUACCUUGCUGCUCUGGGAUGUUGUUGAACGAAAUGCUAAUUACAAUGAAACAGCAUGAGACACAGGGAGACCACAACACAGUCAUCAACAGCAGAAUAAAUAGUAGCAAUGAUGAUUUAAUGAUUUAAUGAUUGUAUGCUUUUUAAAUUUAAAAGUUAAAAAGGCCUUCUCCUACCAAACCACACUCUCACUGGUAAAAUACUACAAAGGUGGGAUGUCUGAAAUAGAAGGUAAUAUGUUGGGGAAUCUCAGCAGGUGAGGCAGCCUCAUUGAAGAGAGAAACAGUUAACGUUACAACUCAAUCACUUUUUCCAAUGAAAAGACUUUGAGCUGAAACAUAAGCGGUUCCUCUCUCCACACUGAGACUGCCCGGCCGGUCAAGUCAUCCAGCACUCACUCUGUACAAUGUGCUGGUGUUACCGGGUCACACACACCUUCACUCUAUCGCUAAAUGGUCUCAGUGGUCUGCAUGUUCAGGAAGGGAACAUAGUGAAGAUGCUUGUCCACUACAUCAUCCAACGUGACCCUACCUCCGGCCACGACAGAGAUGGGGAGAGGAGGGUUUGCCAGAUCAGUAUUCCACCAGCUGUAGCCAAGUGACAGAAGUAUUCGUUCUUCGAGUCAGCACACCGCAGGUACAGGUCACCUGUACGACUCAGCACCAAAUCUAGACUGCACAGUCAAGAGAGGCAGUACUGAGAGAGUGGAACACAGUAGAAGGGGCCAUACUAAGGGAGUGGAGCACUGUUGUGGAGGCAGUUUGUCCCUACUGCUGUGGGAGGGACAGUAUUGAGGGAGCUUCGGACAGUGGGAAGGGCAGUGCUGUGGAUGUGCUGCACUGUUCUAGGGACAGUAUUGAGUAACGCCACAGUGGGAGGCGCAGUACUAAGAGAAUGCUGCACAGUAGGAGGGGCUAUACUGAGGGACCACCACACCAUUUAAAAAAAAAUAAUCCAAAAUGUUACUAUUCAAUUAUACACAAAUACAGAGUCGUAACAAAAUCAAGACUGCCAUUGGCAGUCUACAAUCCAAAUGAUCAGAUUAAACUAUUGUCACUUUCUCUACAAUACACUCGAGCCCCCGCGGCAACCAGCAUUCACGGAGGGUCUCCGGAGUCCCCAUGGACACCACGUGCACCCUCUCCAUGGACGUGGGCCCGGAAGAAGGAUGGGCAGUCAACUCGGACAGAACCCUCGACUGCCCGUUGCCUGGACCCGCGAAUGGCCACCUUGGUCAGGCCCGGGAGCAAACUGACAGGGAAAAACUGCAGCCAAAACUUGAGGAGCAGCCCCUUCAUAUAGUAGGUGCACUACAACAUGGGUGGUG
Leucoraja erinaceus (little skate) is the source of this 3006-nucleotide messenger RNA. RefSeq names its product small integral membrane protein 1 (gene smim1). The record is from RefSeq and is a predicted model, not a curated record. NCBI's taxonomy places the organism in Eukaryota, Metazoa, Chordata, Chondrichthyes, Rajiformes, Rajidae. The transcript has 3 exons. Bases 502 to 747 code for a protein of 81 amino acids.